This is a messenger RNA of Culicoides brevitarsis, 4164 nucleotides long. RefSeq names its product transcription initiation factor TFIID subunit 4-like. Gene Ontology annotation, molecular function: DNA binding; RNA polymerase II general transcription initiation factor activity; protein heterodimerization activity. Gene Ontology annotation, biological process: transcription initiation at RNA polymerase II promoter; DNA-templated transcription. The coding region runs from base 757 to 3849 and encodes 1030 amino acids. The record is from RefSeq and is a predicted model, not a curated record. The transcript is spliced from 10 exons. NCBI's taxonomy places the organism in Eukaryota, Metazoa, Arthropoda, Insecta, Diptera, Ceratopogonidae. Gene Ontology annotation, cellular component: transcription factor TFIID complex.
GGCGAGAGAAAAAACGCGAAGAAACAAGAUCCGUGUGUGUGCCAGGGAGCGCAAGGAGGAAACUCGAAGCGACAUGAAUGAUCUUUUCGGGGUUUUGCGGGAUCCGAAGGGGACAAAAAGCGAAAAAAAUUUGUUAUGGCAUUCAUAUUUCGUACAUAUUAUCUCCGUGUGUGUCUCUCAUCAUCUCCUUUUUCAACAAGCAAGCAAUUCAAAUGGGUGUAUGUGCGCGUGGAUGCCAUAGACGACGCAUACCUCCGUGCGACGACGACAGCGAACGAGUGUAAUGUGUAAAGUGAACAUAUUGCCUCGGCCGUAGUCGACGAGUGUAUGAGCGAGUUUGUUGAAAAAAGUGUAUGUGAAGGCAGACGGGUGACGUUGGCCAUAGCAAAAAUGAAACGUCAAACGCUGUGUUUUCGCCAAGUACGUGAAAUCGACACACGACAGCUCUUGUGUGGCUCGAGUUGUAAUCAGCAAUUAUAUUUUUGUGCAUUAUUUUUAGUGGAAAUAAAUAGUUUUUGUGGGUUUUUACACACACGUGCCUUUUCUUGCGGUCCUCUGGAGCGCCCGGGAGCCGAAAUGCGCUAAAAUAACGCGAAAAACACCGAGAAUUCACACUUUUUCUGCUCGACCUAUUUCGCAGCGGUCCGAUUCUCAGGUGUUCCUUGUGUUGUCAUGUUUGACGACAAGCAAAAAGAUCAUUCAUAAGUUCUUUUUUCCUCCACACACACAUAUUUUGUGCAAUAUUGUGCCUUAACCAUGAAUUUAGACCAGGUACUGACGAACUACGACGAGAACAAGGUCAAGGAGCUCCAAAACACCCUCGAGAGCCAGCUCGAUCAACGUAUCCACCAGCAGCAGCAACAGCAGCAGCAACAACAGCAACAGCCACACUCCACACACAGUUUCACAAGUGGCACUAAUUCGUAUUUUAGCUCGCAUAGCAGUAGUGAUAAUGGCAUUUUCACCUAUAACAGUAGCAACGCAUCAUCACAACACGCAAGAAGUAACAAUUAUCACUCGUCACCGUAUUUGCUGCCGCCACAACAACAACAACAACAACGGCCAGACCAUUUCGCGCAUCGGCUAGACUCGCAGCAGCAGCAGCACCAUCAUCACGCGUAUCAGCAGCAGUCGUCGCCGCACCAUCCAAAGUUCAACGGAGGCAACGUUGGCAACGGCGGAGGCUAUUUAGGUGGAGCCAGUGCUGGUGUUAUGCAUCACCAGUUCUCGCCGCAGCAUCCUCAUUACCUCGGCAGUGAACAAAAUAACAAUACAAAGACAUUUAGUAAUCACAUAAACGCGAAUACAAACCCAAAUAGUAGUAAUAAUAACAGUAACAAUACGAAUAACAGUGGUGGUGAUAGUGUAAACAGAAGUAUUUAUCAUCAAAAUAGUAAUAAUAAUAAUAGUUUUAAUCACUACAACAACAACAAUAAUAAUCAAGAUAUCAAUAACAAAAAUACAAGUACGGCAAACAAAAGUCAUUCUAAUAUGCCAACAAAUGAGCCCGUUAAACUGGUGUACCCAGUUUCGGGCACGGGAACCGCCACAAAUAGCACGACAAUUGUCACGGGCGGGCAGGCGGGGCAGGCGCACCAUUUGCCCAAUGGCACCAUCAGUUUGUCACAGAUGACGGGACCGCCGGGUUCGGGCGGUGCCACGAUCAUUAGUUCGCCUGCGGGACUUGUGAAAACGGCGGGACACGGACCGGGGAUCCCGCAAACGCUCAUCAUCAAAAAUCCCCAAGGAAUUAUGACGUCGAGUGCACCCGGAAUGGUUACGAUGACCAAAACGAUGAAUAAUCAGGGUCAAACUAAUCUGGUAGGCACUCCAAUGCUACAAACUGGAAAUUUCCAGAUAGUUAAUGUUCCACGAGCAAAUGCACCUCAAACACAAAAUCACCAAACACAGCAGAAAACAAUCGCUGCUGUGCCGCCACGUGUUGUAAUUGGUAGUACACAACUUCCUGUUGGUGCACGACCAGCUAACUCAACUACUCUUACACUAAGCGCCUUGCAAAGUCUCCAGGGAGGUCAACCGGGCCAAACGAUUUUGGUCAAGUCGGACAACGGGCAGUACCAGUUGCUGCGGAUCGCACCUCCGCAGGGAGCGCAACAAGUGGCGCCUGGCGGAACACUGACAACGACGUCCGGCAAUCAGACGAUACGAUUGCAAACUGUACCAGCUCAACCUCAAGCUCCCCCGGGAACAAUUAUCGUGUCGUCAUCGGGUCCCGUAGUCACAUCGUCUGCCCUUUCCAAUGCAGUUCAAACGGGACAAGCAUCACAGGCCUUACAACAGCAAAAUAACAUGGCACAGCAACCGCCGCAGCUGCAGUCGACAGUCAAUGCAACGACGGCGGCGCCAAAUCGUACCUCACAAGACAAUUCCAAAGAAAAAUGCCGAAAAUUUCUGACAAAUUUGAUCGAGUUAUCGAAGCGGGAACCAUCGACGGUCGAACGGAAUGUCCGUACGCUGAUCCAGGAGCUGAUCGAUGCGAAUGUCGAGCCCGAGGAGUUUUGUGAGCGUCUCGAGAGGCUUUUGAAUGCCAGUCCACAACCGUGUCUCAUAGGAUUUUUAAAAAAAAGUCUCCCACUAUUGCGACAAUCGUUAGUCACAAAAGAGAUUGUAAUUGAGGGAAUUCAGCCACCAACGGCACAAAUUGCGUUUGGAGGAGGCACAGCAGGCACGAUUCCGGCUCAAAUACGUCCCGUGGCACAAGUAGGUAACAUGGGUCAAACGCAAAUCCGGAUGAUAACGCAACCGACGAGUGUGGCAACGACGCCCGCCAUUUCGCGCAUCGGUCAAACGACGUUGCGACAAACGACGCCGAUCCGGAUACAGGGCACGGCGACACAGCAAACGCACCAGCUGCAAAGUGGCCCGCGACUCAUAACGAAUGCACUGCGUCCCGGCACGGCGACUCUCGUACAAAAUGCAACAGCUGCAAGUGGCAGCGUUACCAUUGGAAGUACAACAAUUCAAUCAACACCACCUGCCUUACAUCCCGUUAGUGGAGCCGCGAUAUCACAGGAACCGAAGGAGCGCAAAGCCUCGACAUCUGCCGCUGCCGCCUCCUACUCGUCCAUGUAUGGCGACGACGACAUCAACGACGUGGCGGCGAUGGGUGGCGUCAAUUUGGCGGAGGAGUCGCAACGCAUUCUCGGACAAACGGAAUUUGUUGGGACGCAAAUUCGGUCGUGCAAAGACGAAGUUUUCCUGAAUUUGCCGGCGCUGCAGCAGAAAAUCCGGGCAAUUGUCGCCAAGCAUGGGCUGGAUGAGCCGAGCAACGAGGUAGCCGUACUAAUAUCGCAUGCGACACAAGAGCGAUUAAAAAAUAUUGUGGAAAAAUUAGCGGUCAUUGCGGAACACAGAAUUGAUAUUAUUAAAGUGAAUCCGCGAUACGAAGUGACAAAAGACGUCAGAGGACAAAUAAAAUUCUUGGAAGACUUGGAUAAAGCCGAACAAAAACGCCACGAGGAACAGGAACGUGAGAUGUUGAUGCGUGCCGCCAAGUCUCGAUCUAAGACUGAAGAUCCCGAACAAGUGAAGCUCAAACAAAAGGCCAAGGAAAUGCAACGUGCUGAAAUGGAAGAAUUACGUCAAAGAGAUGCAAAUUUAACGGCCCUCCAAGCUAUUGGACCAAGAAAAAAGCCUCGACUAGAUGGAGAUAUGUCAAGUUCGUCCAGUUCUGGCUUAUCGGGAACUGGUAGUUUUAGCAAAUCAUCAACCACAACACCACUGAGACCUCGAAUAAAACGUGUUAACUUACGUGAUAUGCUUUUCUACUUGGAACACGAAAAAGAUAGUUGUAGAAGUACAAUGUUGUAUAAAGCAUAUCUCAAGUGAUUAUGGAUGGUAAGGUGUAUUAUUACGAUGAAAAUAUAAAAAAAAGAAAAAAAAAUCAAUUAAACGCGCCUGUUUCCAAAUUAAAAAUUAGAAAACUUUUUUUUUUGUUAAUAUUUAGUAUUUUAUAUGUCACACUUUUGCGUUAUUAUUAAAAAAAAAAUUGGUUGUAGGAUGGAGAUAUUAUUUAUGAAUAAGAAGACCGAUCAUUAAUUUUGAAAUUUUUUCACGGAUCGCACUACCAGAAAAAAGUAAAAAAUCAAGUAUAUAAGAAAAAAAAAAUAAAAUAUAAAGUCACGUGUCUUUUAAAACCCUUAA